Molecule: messenger RNA, 2406 nt
Organism: Asparagus officinalis (garden asparagus)
Lineage: Eukaryota; Viridiplantae; Streptophyta; Magnoliopsida; Asparagales; Asparagaceae
Product: ABC transporter G family member 12-like
Exons: 8
Coding region: 185-2224 (679 amino acids)
Cellular component (GO): membrane
Molecular function (GO): ATP binding; ATP hydrolysis activity; ABC-type transporter activity
Source: RefSeq, a predicted model, not a curated record
UCCCUCCAUCCGCUACUGUUUCCGUUAAUAAAUUGGACAAUAAUUAUAAAUCUCUCAUCUCCCUCAAAAGAAGUAAAAUAUACGAGUAAAUGCCACUGCUUGCUGCCUAAGGAACAGCUGCCACCAUCAACCUUCAUGAUUCAUGGCUCAGUAUUAAUACCGCUCCCAGCUGUCUCAAUUCUUGAUGGAGGAAAUGGAGAUAGGCAAUGGAGGAGGAGGAGGAGGUGCUUAUCUUGUAUGGGAGGAGCUAACGGCCGUCCUGCCUUUUCAUGGGCCGGGCCGGGCCCCGAAGAAGUUGCUUCAUGGGCUGACCGGUUUUGCUGUCCCCGGCCGGCUCAUGGCCGUUAUGGGCCCGUCUGGGUCUGGCAAGUCCACUCUGCUCGACUCCUUAUCAGGGAGGCUAGCGAAGAAUGUGGUGUUGACGGGGGACGUGCUGCUCAACGGAAAGAAGAAGAGGCUUAACUACGGUGGCGUGGCAUAUGUGACUCAAGAAAACAUUCUGUUAGGCACACUCACAGUCCGUGAAACCUUAACGUACUCAGCUCACCUAAGACUUCCAACCAAAAUGACCAACAAGGAGAUAUCAGAGGUCGUUGAAUGGACAAUAGAGGAAAUGGGUCUUCAAGAUUGUGCCGAUAGACAAAUAGGAAACUGGCAUCUUAGAGGGAUAAGCGGCGGGGAAAAGAAGAGGCUCAGCAUCGCCAUCGAGAUUCUGACUAAGCCUCGCCUUCUGUUCUUAGACGAGCCCACGAGUGGCCUUGAUAGCGCAGCAUCCUUCUCAGUUAUCCAAACUCUGAAACAAAUGGCCCUUGAUGGCAACAAGACUAUAAUCUCCUCUGUGCACCAACCAAGCAGUGAAGUUUUUGCCUUGUUUGAUGAUUUGUACCUUUUAUCUGGCGGUGAAGCUGUUUAUUUUGGUGACACCAACUCAGCUACUAAGUUCUUUGCAGAAGUUGGAUUCCCUUGUCCUAGCAGAAGAAAUCCUUCAGACCACUUUCUUCGUUGCAUUAACUCUGAUUUUGAUCAAGUGAAUGCUACAUUGAAAGGUUCCCUGAAAAUUCGGAUGGAACCAGAAUCAUCUUCGGACCUGUUAUCGAAAUUAAGAACCUCAGAGAUCAAAGCUAUGCUUAUCGAGAACUACAGGAACUCAGAUUACGCAUCAAUGACCAAGAAAAGAAUUCAAGAGAUAUCCAAAAUCGAAGGACUUAAUAUGGAGUCAGGUAAAGGGAGCCAAGCAAUGUGGUUGAAGCAACUAACAACUCUGACAAGGAGAUCUUUUAUCAACAUGUCAAGAGAUAUUGGAUACUACUGGCUACGUAUAGCAAUCUAUAUAGUAGUGUCUACAUGUGUCGGUAGCAUAUACUACGACGUAGGAACUGGCUACACCGCUAUAUUAGCUCGAGCAUCAUGUGGAGGCUUUGUAUCAGGAUUUUUGACAUUUAUGUCCAUCGGUGGUUUCCCGUCCUUUAUUGAAGAAAUGAAGGUUUUCUAUCGAGAGAGGCAAAAUGGACAUUAUGGAGUCGCUGUGUUCAUUAUUUCGAACUAUAUUUCGUCAUUUCCUUUCUUAGUAGGAGUUGCUACAUGUUCAGGGACUAUAGUUUACUUCAUGGCAAAGUUUCGCAAGGGUUUUGAACAUUAUGCCUACUUCUGUAUCAGUCUCUAUGCCGGUAUUGGUGUGAUUGAGAGUCUAAUGAUGAUUGUUGCGUCGCUUGUGCCUAAUUUUAUGAUGGGGCUUGUUACAGGAGCUGGCAUUAUUGGGCUUAUGAUGAUGACUGCUGGAUUCUUCCGGUUGCUUCCAGAACUUCCGAAGAUUGUUUGGCGCUAUCCGGUGUCAUAUAUCAGUUAUGGAUCAUGGGCUUUGCAGGGUAAUUACAAGAACGACUUCCUCGGGCAAGAAUUUGAUCCCAUGAUACCUGGUGGUCCAAAGCUAAGUGGAGAAUACAUCAUACAAAACAUUUUUGGUAUCAGCUUAAAACAAUCAAAAUGGUUCGAUCUAUCGAUGAUUUUCGUUUUGCUCCUCUCCUACAGAGUUGUCUUCUUUCUUGUAUUGAAGUUCAAUGAGAGGAUUACCCCUAUAUUUAGAGAAAUCUAUACCAAAGCAACUCUUAGGCGUAUGAUGAAGAGACCGUCGUUUCGAAAAAGGAAGUCUUCGUUCUCAUCUGGCCAUCCUCAACCUCUUCAUCCUAUGGCUUCGCAAGAAGGACUUAGCUCACCUUUACCGUAGAAGCAAGUCAUUAUACUAUGAUGAAAUUGUGCAUUUGUUUGUAACAAUGUAAGGAUAAGUCUAUAGUUUUCUUGUGAGGAUUAGUUGUUCGAAAGAUUAUUUUUCAUCAUACAUAUUGAAUAAUACAUUGAUUGUACUUGUAUUAAUAUUGAUUCAUGCAUGCAAAUUUCUAUGGUUUAGUA